Molecule: messenger RNA, 2799 nt
Organism: Phytophthora nicotianae INRA-310
Lineage: Eukaryota; Oomycota; Peronosporomycetes; Peronosporales; Peronosporaceae
Exons: 10
Coding region: 34-2772 (912 amino acids)
Cellular component (GO): plasma membrane
Molecular function (GO): mechanosensitive monoatomic ion channel activity
Source: RefSeq, a predicted model, not a curated record
AGUAGAACUUUUUUUUUAACAUUUUUUUUUACAAUGGAGAACAAAGACACCGACGAUGUUCCUGGCUUCAGUGGCAUGAGGAAUUCGUGGAGUCUGGAGGCUAUCGAGGCGUCCGUGGACAAGCAAAUGGCCAAACUAACGUCGUUACCAGCUGAUGAAAGUGACUGGAGUGUUGCAAACUACGAAAGUGACGAGGAAGAUAACACAAACGACUACGAGACAACAACGACCGAUGGAUUUGCGAGUCAUCAGCCGCAGUAUCGACAGAUUUUAGUGGCCAAGAAGUUGAAGCUCUUGGAGAAGCAGUUGCAACAUCGAGACAGAAUGCUGCAAAAGCUCCAAACUACACACACACAAGCUCAAACUACAAUUGCUAACUUGCAGAAUGAGCUACAACAAGCACAACAAGAGCUUGUUUCCGCUCAAGAGGACUGGGAAGAGGAGAAAGAGACCAUUCUACGCUUUCGAGGAGCUGUAGGCGGCGGCAACAAUGCUAUGAUGCAAAUUAAGCUUGGACUUAGCGGUGGUGGAGGACGGUCAAGAUUGACAGAGAUCGAGGCUCAACGACAGCGUGAAAUGCGACAACAAAUGCUGAACGGAGCCGCUGACGUUCAAGAGAUGCUGGAGGCGGAUCUUGGCGAUGGAAACGAUCGAGCUGCGGUGAAAGGGAUUCGAUUGAAAUGGAAAAAAUUACGGUUGUUUAUCAGAAGAAAAUUGUAUCCUUUCACGACAGAUAUUCGGCAGAUUGAGGCCCAGUUUGGCUCCUCGGUGGCUUCGUACUUUCGUUUUUUCGGAUGGAUCAUUAUGACCUUCAUGGUCAUGUCGAUCCCAUGUUUCGUGUUCCUCGUGCUGCAUAUUUUGUAUCUUAUCCACCAGCCGUCAACCACGGACUGGCUGACGUUCUCUGGUGUCUUUCCGACAUUUCUCCAGCUCCCUGGAUAUUUUCCGGAUGAAGCAUUCGUAUACACGGUUGUUCUCAUCUGGAUGGAGGGUUUGUUGCUGCUUUUUACUCUUCGCAAAUGGGUAGCUGAGGAUCGAAUGUCCAAGACAGUUCAAGCUGUCGAAAAUACCAGUGAAAAGCCCAAGUACAGCCGGAUUUUACUGAAUGCGUGGGAUUUUUCGCUGACUACGCAAAACCAAGCCAGCGACCUCAAAAAGACUAUAGCAGAACAAGUACAACUAGCUAUGGAGGAGGAGAAGCGCGCAGAGACCAUCAAGUCACGAACCAAAAAGCAAAGGUACAUUUUGUACGCCCGACGAUUCGUUGCUUUCGUCUUCUACGUGGCGAUCCAAGCUGCGAGUUGGUACCUGAUCAUCUUGUUGACAACGCAGUCUUCCCAGAUUCAACUGCAGAUUGCUGAAAAGGCUGCGAUUUUUGCUCCUUAUGCCAGCAGCAUUGUUCCUGCCGUGGUGACAGUGAUUAAUGCGAUUCUCCCGAAGCUGAUUUCGCUGCUGACUGCACUCGAAAAAUGGGACGACGUGGGUUUUGCCAUCAAAGCAAUGGUGACUCGCUUAUAUCUGGCCAAGAUCUUAAAUGUUCUGAUUCAGAUGUUCUCGUUUGCUCUGCUUCUGGACCCGUUCCUGCUCACUUCGACCCAAAAGAUUCUGGAUUUGUUCACAUUCGAGGGAUCUACUGUCCGCGAGAAUGUGAUGUUGGAGUUCAAAUCUGAAGUUUAUACUUGUCGCGCUGAGCAGGUGUCGGCAGGCCUGUUAACACUCGUGGUGACAGACUUCAGCGUCAGUAAAGCAAUGGCGAUAUCGUCCCCUUUCGUAGGUGUUGUCAUUAAAUUCUUAAAACGAAUAUGGCAACGUCGACGCGAGAAGCGGAAACAGAAGAAAGUGAAAAUUAGCUCUAAGGUUUUACCUGAAGAUAUGGGGAUGUCGGAGGAGGUUGCAAACGAAAUAUCAGGACAGCAUGACCCGGAUAAGUUCCGAAUUUCCACUAAAGACGCCGAAGUUAUCCUGACACCAGCUUCCGAGAAUUUGGUAACAAAGUCCGAAUUUCUUGUUCCACAAAAGAUGGUUGCAUUGCUGUAUUCGUGCACGAUUGCGUUGGUGGCUAUACCCCUCGCUCCAACAACAGCGCUACUAGCUCUUUUGCUGCACAUAGCCAACUUCAAGUUUGACAAAUUCAUCCUCAUGCAUUUGCAGAGGAAGCCUGCGAAUCCGUGGGGUGCCAAAGAUGCCGACAGCUUCUUCAUCAAGUUUUACUUCUGCACUGUACUCAUAUUCCUCAGUUUUACCCAUUUCUUCCUGUUCAAUACGCGGCUUCCCAAGCAAUGUGAUAUUCAAGACACCAGUGACAACGAGCUAUGCCUGCCAAACACCUACAACGCUGCUAAAAAAAACUGUACAAUCGAUCCAACUCGCUCAUCGAGUUUGUACUUCCUAAAUGGUCCUGAAUGUUCAACUGGUUAUCCUCGCUGCAUCUGCGAAUACUCUUGUGGCCCGUUUGUAGAAGUGGAGAAGGGGUACACUCCUCUCUUGAGCUAUAUUACUUCUUCCAGUGUUGCAUCGGCGUUCUACUCAUUGAUACUUGACAACAAUUUCGUGCCGUGGGCACUUCUGUUCAUGUUCUUGCUUGCCAUUUUCUUCCUUCGGAACUCACUCACCGUUUACAUCAUGACAACGUUGCAGCGCGAACAGGAUGUUGCGCUUACCUAUUCAUCGCUAAAAAGGAAGAUCAAGCAACUUGAGAACCGCUUGCGUCUUCAAAAGAUGGGAGGAACACGACCAAAUGAGCUUGAUGGAGCUGAAAACGUAAAAUCGUAAAAAAAAUAUUGCAUGUACAUUUACAAG